Molecule: messenger RNA, 3819 nt
Organism: Insectozyma verbasci
Lineage: Eukaryota; Fungi; Ascomycota; Pichiomycetes; Serinales; Debaryomycetaceae
Source: the annotation of a GenBank genome assembly
AUGGGCAAACCAACUGAAAGAUCAUCAUCAUUUGAUUUUGUUUUGCCUUUAAUAUCUACUGUUAAACAAAGUAUACCCAGUAAAGAACUAAUAAAUAGAUUAUCCAUCCUACAAGAUAAAUUAUCAAUAUUAGAUGACAAUGAAAUAGAUUUAAAUGAUUUGAAAUCAAUAAAACAAGACUUGAUCAAUCCAAAAUUACUUCACAAUACAAAUGCAUCAGUUCAAGCAAUAGUAUCAUGUUGUGUUUCUGAUAUUUUAAGGAUAUUUGCUCCUAAUGCUCCAUAUACAUCACAAGAAUUAUCAGACUUGUUUCAAGUAUUUUUCAAACAAUUUUCAAAGUUAACUAUAAAUUCAAAAGAUAAAUAUAGUUUAUAUCCGCGUUACUUGUAUUUAUUGAAACGUAUUGCUGAAACUAAAUCAAUUGUUUUAAUUGCCGAACUUCCAGAUGCUGAAACUUUAAUUGAAGAAUUAUUUGAUACAAUUUAUGAAUUAUCUACAAAACAAAACUUCCCACGCGAAUUAGAAGGUAUUGUUACUGAUAUAUUAUCUGAAAUCAUAGCAGAAGCUGAAAUUAUUCCUCAUAAUGUUAUGAAAUUAAUAUUAAAUAAAUUUUUAAAACACAUUGAAUCAAAUUUAGUGGGUACGAAUAUUACUAGUCCUGAAUUUAAAUUUAGUUUGAUUGUGUGUGAAAAUAAUAUUGAUAAAUUAUCAAGAAUAAUUGCACAAUAUUUUUCAGAAAUAUUAUAUCCCAAUACUACAAAUAGUGAAGAAAAGCCCGCUGAUUCAAUGGAUAAAUUAAACGUAAUUCAUAGAUUAUCUAUUCAACUAUGGAAAUAUUUACCACAACUUUUAUCCUCAGUCAUGGCAUUAUUGGAUGAUGAAUUAAAUGCAGAUAAUGAUACUAUUAGAAUUUUAGCUACUGAAACUAUAGGUCAAAUGUUAGGAUCUAUAAAUUAUUCAACAUCACCUCAGUUUAAAGUAAAUUUCUUCACAAUUCAUAAAACGACAUGGCAACUUUGGAUAAAGAAAAUUUAUGAUGUAAAUCAACAAGUUAGAUGUAAAUGGGUCGAACAAUUACCAAAUAUCUUAAUAAACAAUACCUAUUUAACUAAUAAAAUUAAUGAAGUUAUAUCUUCAAGUGCUUAUAAAUGUUUACUUGAUACUGAAGAGAAAGUCCGCGAAGCUGCCUGUAGUGCUAUACAAACAAUUCCAUUUAAUCGUUUCGUAGAUGGCAUAGCAAGUAAAGAAAUUAUUGAAGCAUUUUUCCAAUUAAUCAGAGAAAAACAUUCAGAUAUCAGAGAAACAUCUAUUGAGAUAGUAAGUAGUAUAUAUAUUAAAUCUACAGAACUUGAAGAAGAAGGUAGAGAAUUAGAUUGUGAUCCAGAAAUCAAAAAGUUAAUUUUAACAAUACCGAACCAAGUGUUGUCAUUAAUUUAUAUAAACAAGAAUAAUAUAUCUUCGGCUGUUGACUUUGCAAUAUUUGAAAGAUUACUACCAAUAAAUGAAAUUGGUACAGACAAGAGAGUAGAUCGUAUAAUUAAACUUCAUCUGAAUUUGGAUCAAAAAGGUAAAGAAGCAUUUAUAGCUAUAAACAAAAGACAACAACAAGUCUCACAAGUAAUUAAAACAUUUUUGGAUACUAUUGAAUUAUAUAAUCAAACAGAUUCAGAUAAAGAGAAUAAUGAUGAAGAAUCAGAUAAGAAAUCAAUUGUUAUGAAAUUAGAUAAAAUUAUUAACUGGUUUUGUGUUUCAUUUCCAGAAGGUUACAAUACUUAUGCUUGUCUAGAAAGAUUCUACAAAUUAAAUAGAGCUAGAUUCUUCAAUUUGAUUAGGAUCUGCAUUUCUUCAGAAAGUGAUUUUGGUACUAUUAAAAACUCAAUGAAAGAAUUAAUUACUAAAUUAUCAGAUCCAGCAAAUAUAAGAUUAGAAAAUGAAGGCAAAAGUACCAUUACUACUAAAGAUAUGUUAUAUAAUAUUAAACUUUUAGUUUACAGGGGUUCUCCAGUUAUUUUUAAUAGAUCUAAUGUUGAGAAAUUAAUUGAGUAUACCAAAAAUCUAGAUAAUGCUACAAUUGCAAAUGAAUUAUUAGAACAAAUAUCUUUAAUCAAUCCUGAUGUAUUUAAAUAUCACCUAAGAUCCUUGAUUGAUUUAGUGGUUGGAGAAUCGAAUGAGUCAAAAGCAAACUUAUUGAAAACAAUUUAUCAUUUCAUUAAAAAAUAUCAAGACUUAUACCCACAAGAAAUUUCAUUCAAUGAAUCUUUGAAAAGGUUGGCAAUAAAUGGAACUCCAAAAGAAGCAAAAUAUGAUAUUAAAAUAAUUGGCUUGAGCAAUACUAAAGAAAUAUUAACUGCGUCAAUAAUUACAUCAAUUUAUCCCUUAGAUGAAAAAAGCUCACAAUUUGCAACUCAUUUAAGCUCAUUAGCUGAAAUAUUUUUAAUUGAUAGAUAUGCUAUAAUUGAUAAAGAAUCUGACCUUACUCCAUUCAUAAUCAAAGAAAUAUUUUUACAAAAUAGGAACAUAAAUAGAGAAGAAAUAGAUGAUAAGAAAGAAUGGAUAAAUGAAGAAGAAAUUGAACAUUCACAAUAUUCCAAUUUAAAUGAAAAAUUAAUUGCCAUUAGAUUAUUUGUCAAUAAUUUGAAAAGUUAUGCUGAAAAUGAUAAUGAAAUCAAUACUGAUGAAGCUAAAGAAAAAGCAUUACCUGUUAUCAAAUUAUUAAUGUCAUUUAUUGGUAAUAAUGGCGAAAUAGUUUCAAAAACUCAUCAAUCUUAUCCUACUCCAGAACCAUUCAAACUGAAAUUAAGAUUAACAGCAGGUGAAUAUUUACUUAAAUUAGCUAAAAUUCCAAUCUAUAGUGAAACGUUAACUACUUCAAGUAUAAUAAGAUUAACAUUUUUGAUCAAUGAUGAGAACUAUCAAGUCAGAGCAAGGUUUUUGAACAAUUUACAAAAGAAAAUCAAUAAUGAAUUAAUAAGUGAAAGAUUUUUAUCUUUAAUGUUCUUUAGUGCCAUUGAACCAAAUGCAGCAUUAAAAAAUAAUGUCACAAUGUGGUUACAAUCCAUGUUUAAAAGAGCUGAAUCAAAACACAAUAUCAAAUUUGAAAAAACAUUAAUUAGAUUAAUCCAUACAAUUUCUCAUCAUGAACAAUUUAUAUCAUUACUCGAAGCUGAAAAUGAAGAAAAUAUAAUCAAAGCAUAUACUUUUGCUUCCAAUUUUGUCAUUUAUUAUGUUAAUUUGAUUGCAAAACUGGAAAACAUAUCAUUAUUAUAUUAUUUAGCAAGUAGAGUUAAACAAUUUAGAGAUGCUACAAUUUCACCAUCAGAUUAUGAUGCUGAAGAUUUUGAAAAUUUAUCAAGUAAAGUAUCUAGAUUAUAUAAAGUUUCUGAGUUGAGUCAAUUGAUACUUAAGGAAUACAGUGAUUCUAAAAAUUGGAUUAUACAAACAUGGCCAGGUAAAAUUACAUUACCUAUUGAUUUAUAUACACCUAUGUCAUCGUCAAAAGAAGCUCAACUGGUCGUUACUAAGAUAUUCAUACCUGAAAAUAUUCAAAUUGGUUUAGUGGGACAUAUAAAGAAGAGACUUGGCGGUGAUAAUAAAAGAAAAGCUGAAAGUAAUUAUAUAACACCUGCAAAGAAACAAAAAUCUAACAAGUCAACUAGUAAAUCAAGAACGUCAAAACCAGUAAAGAAAGCUAAAAAAAUUGUGGAAGAACCUAGUGAACCAAUUAGAAAAAGUUCAAGAACAACUAGUAAGAUUAGUUAUAAGGAUCAACUUGAAUCAGGAGACGAAGAAGAAGAGAAAGAUGAUGAAGAUGAAUUCUAA